UUACAGCAUGGCGGAGGGGAAUGCAGUCUCCGCUGUGGAGUGGGGGCGGCUGGAGGCUGCCAUCAUUAAUGGCUUCAGACAGCUGAGAGAUCGCUACCUGCAGAGAGGUGUGAGAGUGCUGGAGGAGGCUGAGAGGGACGGUGACAGUGACAGCCCCCUGGACAGGCUGCCGGCCGACAUGCAGUUGUACAUCUUAUCAUUCCUCACCCCACAAGACCUGUGCAGACUUGGAAUGACAAACCAUUACUGGAAUGAAAUGGUACAAGAUCGUCUCCUAUGGAAAUACUUCCUGCUGCGAGAUCUUCCUGCCUGGUCUUCCAUUGACUGCCACAGCUUGCCCGAUGUGACUGUCCUCAACUCCCGCCUGCCUGAAUCCGAGCGGAUGGAUCCCAAUUACAUGUCCAUCUAUUUGCGGAGCUGCCCAAAAACCAGAAAAUCUGUACGGUCCAAGAACCCUAUUUAUGGUGCAGUGACAUCCUUCCUUCAGUCAUUGGUCAUGCAGGGUGAGCCUCGGUUUGCCAUGUUUGGUCCAGGCCUCGAGCAGCUAGAUGAUUCUUUGGUCACACGAAUGAUGACGUCUCCAGAUCUUCUACCUGUGGUCAGCAUACUGCAAAGGCAGAUUGAUGGCAUUGGCUCUGGUGUAACUUUUCAACUGAACAGUCAACAUAAAUUUAACAUCUUAACGCUCUAUUCUACAACACGCACCGAGCGUGACAGGGCGCGAGCAGAGCAAAGUGAAGCAGCCAAUAAGAUGUUCCUGGCAGACAGCCUGCAGAACGGAGAUCAGAGAAUUCCUUACACGCUCAUCCCACAAGUGAAGGAAGUGUGCCGAGUGGUGGAGGGCUUCAUCUAUGUGGCAAACGCUGAAGCACAUAAGAGACACAAUCGUGAAGAAGAAGUAGCUCAGAUCAGGACAAUGAUGGAUCCUCUCCUGGGACCUCAGCGGAGACCUUUGUUGGUUCUGGCUUGUGUCACCAACCCUGGGGACAAGAGGGUUCCCUGUGUAUACCUGGCCCAUGACUUGUGUUUGAGCAAACUGAAUCGGCCAUGGAUGGUGCAGAACACAGAAGCAUCCACAUUGUCUGGACUGUUAGAAGGCAUCGAAUGGAUUCUUGGUGAAGUUGGGAAGAAGUUAUAAUAAUGCUGACAAUCAUCAUAUAUUAUCUUUU
Molecule: messenger RNA, 1169 nt
Organism: Nanorana parkeri
Lineage: Eukaryota; Metazoa; Chordata; Amphibia; Anura; Dicroglossidae
Gene: FBXO4
Product: F-box protein 4
Exons: 8
Coding region: 8-1138 (376 amino acids)
Biological process (GO): SCF-dependent proteasomal ubiquitin-dependent protein catabolic process; protein polyubiquitination
Cellular component (GO): SCF ubiquitin ligase complex
Molecular function (GO): protein binding
Source: RefSeq, a predicted model, not a curated record